Molecule: messenger RNA, 522 nt
Organism: Synchiropus splendidus (mandarinfish)
Lineage: Eukaryota; Metazoa; Chordata; Actinopteri; Syngnathiformes; Callionymidae
Gene: crygmxl2
Product: crystallin, gamma MX, like 2
Exons: 3
Coding region: 1-522 (173 amino acids)
Biological process (GO): visual perception; lens development in camera-type eye
Molecular function (GO): structural constituent of eye lens
Source: RefSeq, a predicted model, not a curated record
AUGGGAAAGAUAAUUUUCUAUGAAGGCCGCAACUUCCUGGGCCGCAAAUGGGAGUGCAGCACUGACACCGUUGACACCUUUAGGCACUUUAAAUGUUGUAACUCAAUCCAGGUGACUGGAGGCCGGUGGGUGGCCUACGAGAAGCCCUGCUAUAAAGGUUACCAGUACAUCCUCGGCCAAGGCGACUAUCCCGACUAUCCUUGCUGGAUGGGAUUCAACAACUGCAUCCGCUCCUGCCAGAUGAUACCCACUUACCGGGGAGAGUUCAAGAUGAGGAUCUAUAGCAGGCCGGACCUAACGGGACACUCCAUGGAGUUCUCGGAUGACUGCGCUGAUAUCUUUGACCGACUCCACAUCCAUGACAUUCACUCUUGCAAAGUCUCGGAAGGCUUCUGGGUCCUUUACGAGCACCCUCACUUUAGGGGCCGGCAGUAUUUCCUAUGCCCUGGGGAGUACAAGUCCUUUGUGGACUGGGGUGGCUCCGACCCUUUAGUGGGUUCUUUGAGAAAGAUAAAGAGCUAG